Paraglomus occultum is the source of this 431-nucleotide messenger RNA. Lineage: Eukaryota; Fungi; Glomeromycota; Glomeromycetes; Paraglomerales; Paraglomeraceae. The record is from the annotation of a GenBank genome assembly.
AUAGCGCUAAAUUGGAUGAUAACGAUAUUGAGAACAUGUAUAUUCACAAACUCAACCAAGACUCUGUGUAUUUUAUUACGGGGAAGUUUAGAUUGGAACUGGCUGUGUCUUCUUGCCGGGUUAAAGAUGCAGACUCCGGUUAUCAGAUGACGAUGGAAAUAAAACCAUAUUUGACGGCAGAAAUGUGUGGACCAGUCUAUGUAGUAAAUGAAGAAGAACCCUGGCUUACUCCAAACCUCUUGGCAGCUGCUGAAUGGCUUAGUAAACAUAAUUGUUAUAUUAAGCCAUUAGUCCAAUACAUGUCAUCACUUUCCAUAAAUUCUCAAAUAUUCCCAACAGCAUACCACAAUCCAAAUGAUCUAAGAGCACCUCCAUUUCAAAGAAAGAGAUUUAGUUGUGUCAAAUGGAGAUUUUUCCACAGAAAUUCAUAA